CUGACGUACUUUCGAACAUCAUGAAAUUAUUUAACAAGCGACGUUUAGUAAUCUGGAUAUGUAUUGUAACUGUUGGAAGUCUAUGGGUAAUUAUAUAUGGCAAUGGACUAUUUGAAAGUAAAAGCUUAUCACAUAAGAAUAGAAUACCACAUGGUUUAAAUGAAAAUAAACACGCAUCUCGAAGCAGCAUGGAAACUUUAGAAUCAUCUCAAGAAUUGCUUGUUGUUGACAACUUCACAUUGAAGACUCCAAAUGACUCCAUGCUGAACGCUCAUUUCUUGGACGAUUUGCCAUGUGAAAUGGGAUUUCAACAAGAGUACGAGAUUGAUUUUCCAACAGAGAAUACUGCAUCGCCGAAAAUCCCACACGUCAUUCACCAAAUAUGGAUCACUACAUCUGCAAACUUGUCCACGUCUUCGCAGCAAAUGGUACCUGUUCAAUUUAUAGACAAUAUGAAAACGUUUAGAAAGUUUAACCCUUCCUGGGAAUAUAUGUUUUGGUCCUUUGCAAAUGGGAGAUCGUUGAUAGAGCGCUUUUAUCCAACUUUGCUUGAUGUUUUUGACAAGGCACCAAAAUCCGUUACAAAGUCAGACCUUUUGCGGUAUGUUGUAGUACACAAAUAUGGUGGACUUUACGCCGACCUUGAUUCGACCUGCCACCGAUCGCUAGAUCGUGUAACAAUGAAAUAUUCUUGUAUAUUAGUACCGGCACCGUUUGAAAACGCUGUCUUCAUGGUGAAUUGGCCGUACCAUAUAUGUAACGGAAUAUUUUUCUGUCGACCACAUCACGAUUUUUUUGGAUUUCUUAUCGAAAAAAUCUCCGAAAUAUCAACACUAUCUCCAAUACCAACAUUUAGUCUUGGUCCACGUUUCUUUACUACAAUCUAUCGCCAGUACCAGAAUAUCAGCGGAGAAGAUAUGUACAAAGUGAAUGUGAGAGCUAAUUUCAUUUCGCCUUACUUUUAUAGAGGGCAUAUAUCAGAACUCUUAAGUAACGGAAUAUACAUUCCUAACACUAGAUUUUUCCUUGACCAACCGCACCCGUUCCUGAAAAAGAGACUCGCCAAGGACUGUAAAAAUAACACAAACAAUAGACUACUUCUACAGCGCGUGUGUUGUGUCUUUCAGCUAAGGGGAUUUGAACGCCCACCUGGAAGAUAUACCUUUAUUUCACAUGCGUACAGUUAUUCUUUUGCAGGGUUUAACAAGAACAAAUAUACAAACUGUGUUCCGGUUAUCGAUGUAAUGGAUUAACGGAAAGGAAUCUAUUUUAUUCUAAAUGGUGGUUCAUAGGAAUUUAUCAGUAAAAUAAAUUUGGUUUUAAAACAGAGAAAUAUACUUUGAAGCAGUGAAUUACAAUUUGAUAUUUCACUGUUUUUAAAAAGGGAACUAUUUAUUUCUGGAUUUUACUUCAUUGUUCUUUAAUUAAACUACACUUGUAAUUGCUCCUCUUGUGGUUACAAAAGUAAAUACAAAACAAAAUGUUUCUAAAGUUGAUUCCUUUGAAAAGAACAUGUAUACAGUAAUAUAUAUGUUUUGUAGGCAUCUGAUACGAAAAAAAAAAACAGAAUGUUAGAUGUCGAGAUUUGUUUUUCAAGAAACAUCAUCAACUUGAUAUGAAUCACAUGAUAAUUUGUAAUUUUAAAAUAUAAUCUGCAAUUCUACCACUCAAAUAUUUUGAUGUAGAUGAGAAACUAAUAAAUAAGUUUACACUUCUUAACCCAUAAGCCGACCGUUCACGGAUAAGUUUCAUGAUACAUCCGGAGAAAAGCCAACCUGCCCAAACCACUCAAAUAUUUAUGUGCAUGGUUUUGCUGCAUGCACACUAUUUUCUGCAUAAAUACGAGCAACAGGAUAACAUUUACAUCAUCAAUAAUUACUGCAAAUAGUUGUAUUAGCAAAACAAAACAAAAUCCAGUUAGUAUACAUGAUAUUCGCUUACUAUCCAGUCUCUGAGUUCGAUCACUCCCCGCCACACAUAUACAAAGAAUCCGUUUGAUUUCCGACAGGAGUGAGAGUAACAUAUGAAUAUUUGUUUACUUUUACGUCAGCAGACAAUGUGAAAUUUGAUGUUAUGUAUUACAUUUUAUAAACAAAACAAAUGUCAAAAACAAUUGGAAUACGUAUUGUCAAUAAAGGUUCAUCUGUGACUUUUUGAAUGAAAAAUUAAUGAACGUAACCAUACGCGAUCUAAUUGUUAUUAAAGGUUUGUGAGCAAUUAAAAAAAAUGCUGUAAAGUGAUCAGUUUGAUAUGUUAUGUCAAAUGUUUGUUAAUUGCAAGUUUAUAACGUGGUAUGCUACGAAUAUCUGCGUUUUGUAAUUUAGCUCUUUUUAUUUCGGCAUGUACUUUGAUAAUUCAGCUAUGCGGAUUAUAUGUGAGGCACACUACGGAGUGCGAAGGUCAAAGGUUAUGGUGAUAUGAUAGGGGUAAAAUGAUAAAAACUCAUAUUUAAGCUUAAAAAAACGGAUUUUGUUUGUUUUCAGUGAGAUGUUAAUUUAUUACAGCUCCGCCACGCCUCACCCACUGAAAUAAAAUCGCUUACUCGCUUAAACAAAACGAUAUAUUAUCUAUAUCAUGUUAACUUAUGAUUUUGUGAAGAGUUAAGAUAACUUAAUUAACCUACGUCGCUACGGCGUAUCUAUCAGAUAAAUCAACCUGUUACAUAGCUCUAUGUUAAGUGUAAUGCCAAUUCCAAAGUUGCCUGGAUUAUCAGGGGAGGUUAAAGCUUUGCAGGAAACCCACGCUAACGAACUCACUUUAAGUCUGGGUCCGAUCGUUUUAAGGCGAUGACCCUAACUUGUAUUGAUAAACAAUUGUUCAUGCAUGUCUGUCUGUUUAUCACUUGUUUAAGGACUCCUGAUCCAUCGUCAUUGAAUGAAAACUUAGAUUCACUACUUGUAUAUCGAAAGGUGGUUUUAAAUUGAAUGAAUGAACAGUAAACAAGUUGUAAGUACUUUGAAAAGCGUAUGAACGUUUUAAUGUUCAAAAAUUUCCUUAAAAUAGCUACUAUAUCGUUUUCGACUUGAACGCAAGUCCGUAAAAUAAAAUAUUCAGCGAGUUUGAAUGUUGUAUAAAAAUGAAAUGCUCAAUUUCUAAAGCUAGUUAAAAGCAUGACAAGUCAACAAGAAUGUGCAGGUUAGGAUUGGAACUUAAGCAGGGAACAUAGGAGCGUCAAUAGCAAGCAUUGAAUUAACGAUAUUGGGACAGUUAGAUUUGGUUUUGAAGAACAAGGGUCCGAAUUUAUCAAAAAAGUUCAAUAUUGAAUGCUCCUAUGAAAAUGGCAUUUCCUGUUCUACAACAUCUGUUCUUAAAAGUAUCAACACAAACAUACGUUGAAUACAUUUAAAAUUUCAUUUGUGCAAUAAAAUUACGUGAAUUCGUUUGAUAUGUUAAUAUGUUUAAUGUAGGGAUGGAAGCCGGAUACCAAAUCGGUAUCCGGAUAUUCGUAUCAAGUAUUCGAAUACUAUCCGGAUACUCGUAUCAAAUUGUUUUCAUAAAAAGUAAAUUUCUUGUUAUAUGUCACCCACCUUCUUCGUUAUUUGACAUAAUUGUCCACUUAAUUUAUAAUUCGUCAUAUGGCAAUUUCACUUUUUCAUUCAUUCUUUCUCAGUCUUAAUAAUUUAUAAUGUUAUAAUCAAAGCUAAACAACUCAUUUUACGUCAUAAAACUCAUGAUGAAUACCACAUAAACACCUCGCGAAUUUGAUAGUCACUUCGGCCGAGGUGGUUACUUGGUUACUGCCACGUGCUUUCGAGUUUGUUAUUUAUCAUCAGGUUUCGUGUUAAAUGACGCUUUGAUAGUCGAUUGUAAUUUUAUUUCAUUACAUUGUUUGAUUUAAUGCAAUACCUACAAUUUCUGCGGUGUUUUGUAAUGAAGGAUAUAAUUGCGGAAAAGAUAAGGAGACAAAAAGACGAUCUGAUUUUUCUUCAUUUACAUGCGUGUACUUUUUUAUUUAUCAAUAAACUAAACAUGUUUACAUAUCGUAUGAAUAUAAAUAUGAAAUAAGUAUUUGAUUGAAAAGUGAAAAGAUAAACAUUUUUUUUUUGUAUUUAUUGUUCAGAUAGCAAUAAUUUCUUCAUGCAUAUUCAUCAAAAAUACGAUUGGUAAUUAAUAGCUUUGAUUGCACGACCAUUAUCUUGUGAUUGGACGAUCAAUUCCUACGGAUUAAUGAUCAAUCCGUUUAAUAUCAACUAAUGCCAAUUAGUGUCAAUUAAGCACAUCUGAGAUCAUAAAACAACACUUGUCAUUGUAAACAAGGUCAUAGUACUGUACUUCACAGGGUGCUGCACAAGGACACAAUAUCACGCCUUGUGCAAACACCCAAUUAGCAGACGAUUUGUGACACAUACCCGCUUCGCGACAGACACUGUUGAUCACCUUAAAUAUUUCAUCGGAAAAGUUUUAUAACAAUUGCGAUGUCUCUGGUAAGAUAUUUCAUUGAAAUUUUAAUUCUUAACGAAUAUUCGAAUACCCAUUUUGGUAUCCGAAUACUUGCGUGAUAUCCGGAUAUUCGGAUAUUCGCUUCCAUCCCUAGUUUAAUGUACAAUUGGAAAUCAUUGGCCUCUGAAAGAAAUUCAAUCAAGCAAAGUCGUUUGAGGGUUUGAAACUGCCUUAUGAAUAGGCUUACUAAUGGCCUGGACAUAGAGCUCACUCAUACCUUGGAAGAUAAACUCACUAAUGGCUCUACCACACAUGGCCGGGUUUUGCCGUCAGUAAGACAUGCCGAAGCUAUACUUAUCUGCUGUUAUGGGUUGAUGACCUGCCCCUAGGGUACAAGCGAAGAGGAGAAGCGGUCCGAUUGCUUAAAAUAAACAUGAUGUAUCUCGAAAUUCGUCGGCAUUCAUUAUGUUGAAUUUGGACAAAUGUUUGUCAUACAUUUAAUCUUAGUUAGUGGCUUAACAACAACGCACGUUUUGGUUUUCUUAUGAUAUUUAAGUGUAUAUUCGAUAUUGGAAACAUGAUAUGGUUCCGUUUUCUCUUGUUGUGUGAAGAAACUUUAAAAUGUGCGAUCCAGUGGCACAAAACCUUUUUUUCGUUUAAAUUAUUAUUUAUAUCAAGGCCAUCGUGGCGAUUUACUUUAUGUCAGGUCAUGUUGAUUAUUAAUGUACUCGCCAGAGUCAUCAGUGCUAAACACCAAGCUGUCAUGGCGAAAUUGGUGGCACACCUCUAAGACAUCGGUAACAUUAUAAAUGGUUACCCAGAACCACGCGUAGUACAGUCGCGGAUGUUUUUUUUCUUUUCUUGAGGAAGCCAUUUGGCGUAUGUUUUUGGACUUGUGAAUGCAUUAUCACAGACCAACUUAAUGUUCCUUCGAUAUCCCUAAAAUGCAUAUUCAUAGUACUGAGAAUGAUUGAAGUGUGUAACCACUAGGCCAACUAGUAGUCCAUACAAUGAUAGAAAAUGUAAUAUAUGUGAUAAAUUAGAUGUUGAGUACCACUUUGUUAUUGAAUGCAACCUAUUUAAUGAUUUAAGAAAAUUAUACAUUGAUAAAUAUUACUGGAAGAGAUCAUGCAUGUUCAAAUUUAUUGAUUUUAUGACUAGCCAAAAUGAGAAUGUACUACGUAAACUGUCAAAUUUUGUUUAUAAAGCUUUUCUACGUAAAGUGUAAUGAUGAUAGUUUAAACAAGCAGGGAAUAUAUUUCAUGUUUAAAAAUAAGAACAAAUUUCAGCACCUAGUUGUACAUUCAGAAGGUGUAUUUUAAAUCAUUCAAUUAACUUUAUAAAUACUCUCCUCAAUUAACUUUAUAAAUACUCUCCAUUUUAUUAAUUAGGCCCUUUUUAUUGUAUUUGCAAAAGAGACAUAAUGACUAACUGUUAUACUCACAAUGCUUUUAUUUACUUGUUAAUGUUUUUUGGAUUCAAGCCAUUUUUGUACCCUUGCAUCUGAAAAUGUAUAAAUUGACAGUUUUCGUAAAUUAAUUUAUUGUCAUAUUAUAUGCAUUUUAAUUGUUAAAUUAAACAAAGUCUGAGUUUAAAAUGUACUGUUAUUACGUCACUUAGUACUGGUAAAACAUUUAUUCGGAUUCAGGCUCUCAGCAUUGGAUUAGGAUACGCUUUAAAACUGAUUAAGUUCUUCGUAAAUGAAUAAUUACAUGCAAAGUUUAUACUCACAUAAGUGACUUAUUUCAAUAAUCUGCAAUCACAGCCACGCAUAGAUUACUGCAAGCGUGUAGAAAUAUAACUGUACUUUGUCGUAAGCUGGUGAACGUGACCGUGACUCAUCUUUAGCUCUUCUUGUUCAACCCUUUUUACACCUGUUAAUCGAUUAUUUUUAUCAAGCACCUUACAUGGCAAACUCACAAACUAAUUGAUAUUGACAAAUACCACACAGAGCAUAUGAUUUUUUUAAUUUUGUUGUAUUUUUACGUUAUGUUAAUAUUGUGUUCUUUCUUCGUUGUAUUUAUUAUGCAAUGUAAAUGUUAUGUAUAUAUAUAUAUAUAUGUAUAUAUUUGAAUGUCACCAUGUCAAAAUUCCUAGACACACUUUCAUUUUCGACAAGUGGCUAGGUCAGCUCCUGCAUGGUAAGAUAUGUAAACAGAUUAACAUAUUAAAUUUAUAAACAUAUGCAAACGAUAUUUCUUCAUUAAUCAUGUAACUGUUAUAGUUCUAAGUAUGCACUCAUCACAAAAUCUCAUGCCAUAUUGAAAUAUCUUUUAAAUGAUUUUGUUAUAAUUUCAAGUCGGACGCAUAUAGUACUAAAAUAAUAAGAUUGUAUUGGCGAUGUUAGACUACUUACUAUAUAUAAAGUAACAUUGUACAGUUUUCUUUAGAGGAUUGUUUAAAUAAUUUGUAUGUGCCUUCUUCAAAGCAUGUAUGUGUAUAUUACAUUGUAAAUGUUUGUAAAUAUUGUGUUUGUCCUCAUGGGCCGUAUGGCUUUUUGGAUAUGAAAUAAAUCAUCUUUAACAUCCUUGGAUGGUAAAAUAA
Molecule: messenger RNA, 6924 nt
Organism: Mya arenaria
Lineage: Eukaryota; Metazoa; Mollusca; Bivalvia; Myida; Myidae
Exons: 2
Coding region: 21-1253 (410 amino acids)
Biological process (GO): mannosyl-inositol phosphorylceramide biosynthetic process
Molecular function (GO): mannosyltransferase activity
Source: RefSeq, a predicted model, not a curated record